UGAACAAUCCACACUCUCUGUCCAGUCCAUCAGCCACGGUCUAUGCCAUUCUACUCCUUACUCGGACAUUAAUAGUAUCCCCCGUCGGUGCGGCUCCAUCUAAUCUUCCGACUCCAUCUCCAUCUCCACAUCACCGCCCGCCGCCCUGUCUACCUCCUCGUCGCCUAUCCUCGUCGUUCCCCUCCAAGCGCCCUUCAAUCGCCGCCUUUUAAAUAAACAUCUCUCGGAUUAGAGGCUGGGUCAAGGCGAUGGUCAUUCGAACUUGUCGCCGAUGAGCUCCAUGGUCGAGGACAGCCAUGACUGGGCACGAGAGGAUGAGCUCGACCUGGGCCAAGAUGAGGAGCAGGACCAAGAACUGCAUGAUGCUACCCCCGGACAGAAUAGAACUGUGAAUGGUCCGUCGCCGGUGAAUGGCGACAAUGGUUCAAUCGCACAUGUCGAGGAGGGUCUGUCACCGGGACCGGAGGUGAACGGUCAUGGUCAGACGGCUGGGAUAGAGGAUGCUCCGCCGGUGGACCUGUCAUCGUCACCCCGGCCGGAGCUGUUGCGUGGGAGUAUUGAUGAGACUGCUUCUACGCCGGAUGAUACGCCGUCUCUACAGGGCUCUCUCCGCUCCUCGCCCAGUAGCAACCUGCUCGCACUCCGGCCCAGUCCCAGCCCCUCCCAUCGUCCCUUCGAUCUACGUUUCCAGUCGCGACUCUCCUCUCCGUCCUCACCGUUUGGCUCGCGAACAUCCUCGCCGUACUUGGGAUAUAUCCAUUCGCGACACUCCUCGUUGGUCAGCCAGCUUUCUCCGGGCACGGUAGAUUCCGGCGACGAAAACCUGCAGGGCCCCUGGGAUGUGGUACGAUGGACUCGAUUGCGGAAAAUAUCCGGACAAGCGUUCUCGGAGGUCGGGAAGCGAAACUUUGGUCAUCCUACUUGCAUGGCGGUUACCACGUUCAUCGUGAUCGGGACGUCGAAGGGUGUGGUUUUGGUGUUCGAUUACCAGCAGAGCUUGAAGGCUAUUAUCGGACCUAGCACGAGGGCGCUCGAAUGCGGCGCGAUCACGGCGCUGGCCCUUUCGGCAGAUCAUUCGACCGUCGCGGCUGGUCAUGCGUCCGGUGACAUAUUCACCUGGGAGAUCUCACGAUCCGCGCGCCCGUUCCUCCAGAUCCCUCCGAUUCCCUCAGAACAAAUCGAUUCGCGAACCUCAGAUGGACAUAUAUCCGGAUCGUCGGUCGUGCACAUUGGUUUCCUGGGUACCAGGCGCACGGCGCUGGUAUCAGCUGAUAAGCGGGGGAUGGCCUUUUCGCACCUGGCUACGCGGGGAAUGGGCGCUGUCGGACGAACCGUGAAGACCACUCGCAUUCUGGGCCGAUAUCCUCUGACAUUCGGAGAAGCUGGCCGUCCGCGAAAACCAAGCGCCAUCCUCGCCUUCUCUCCCCUGCCACUGGGAAACGUUGAGCAACCCACCGACACGCUUGGCCUGGUUGCUAUGCUUACGCCAUAUCUCCUGGUAAUUGUGUCGACGACACCCGUGGCGCAAACGCAGCAUAAAUCGCCGCGGCCGAAGGAGGUUACGGCUCAUGGUGCGAUGACGGGAGCUUUGGCUUGGUUCCCGGCAAUUCGACUGAAGGGGAAAGAUGCGCAGAUCUCAAAUACAAAACUUGUAUAUUGUUGGUCAAACGUGUUGACCGUACUCGAGGUUUCGGAGAUGGAAACCGAUGAGCCACCGUCUAGAGACCGGCCACCCCAGCUCGCAUUCAGAGCACGCAGUCGAUGGGUCGCUGACGAAGCCAUCGUUGCUGUGCAAUGGUUGAGUCGCUCCGUUCUUGCUGUGCUAACAAUCACGCAGCAGCUGCUUAUACUGGAAGACGGGUCUAUGCGCGUAACCGACUCUAUCGAUCUCCUCAACAGACACAUUUACCAUAUGGAUCUAUUCUCCGGGCAGCUUCAUUCCUUGGUCGAGCAGCUUGAUGAAGAAGAUGCUUCCAUGCACGGUGUGGUUGCUGAUGCGUUCUACAUGAGCUUCCGCUCCUACAAGGGCCGAUUAUUCCUGUUGGGCUACAAUGAGACGUUGAUGGGUGCGCUGUCGAAUUGGGCGGACAGAUUACUGGCUCUUAUGGAAGCUGGUGACUUUAUCGGAGCUAUCAAGCUGGCAACUUCGUAUUUCAAAGGCAGUGCAGAAAAGCUCACCGUUGGCCUCCCCGAAGAAGACGCGUUGAGACAGCCGAUUGUUCGAGAGAGGCUGUUGGAGAUGAUAUCCGCAUCGCUUAAGUACGCCUUUGGCCGCAAUGCGGAAGCAAACAAUGAGCGACUUGAGGGCAAGCAACUCGCGGAACUCGCAGAGGCCUCUAUCGCGGCCUGUGUCUGUAUGGAAGAAUUAGAGUUUCUCUGGGAUGAGGUUUUCACCUGGUACGAAGAACAUGAGUCGCAGGGGAUCUUCCUGGAUGCCCUCGAGUCCUACAUCGUUGAAGGAAUAGUGCGCUCGUUACCUCCUACCGCUGUGAAGGCGCUUAUCAAUCACUAUUUCACGAACCACAGCGCGAGUGGUCUCGAGGAGAUUAUCUGUCUGCUGGAUACCACGACGAUGGAUAUUGAUCAGGCCACGUCGCUAUGCAAGCAAUACAAUCUCUACGACGCUUAUAUCUACGUCUGGAACCGCUGUCUGGGCGAUUACAUCGGACCGCUGCAGGAUCUCUUGGGAAUGAUACCGCUGCCAGUGGAAUCGUUCGCCAACGGGGAGUCGGCAGAUGUGCUCAAGCAGUACACAAAUGCAGUGAAAAUGUUCCCAUACCUUUCCUUUGUUCUCACUGGCCGCGUCUACCCAACCGGUGAGGUCAUGGACGAGGCCGAAUCCGCACGUGCUAAGGGCUCUCUGUACGAUUAUCUAUUCUCAGGGAGCCCUUCGUACUCAGACCUCCAGACCAUGCUGCAAUUCGACACCCCCAGCUUCAUGAGCAUGCUUAACGAAGCGUUUGAAGACAGCUUCCUGAACGAGCAGGAUCCGGAUGAAGCAUCGCCUUCGCAAAGCGUCGGCAUUUCGAUCAACCGGCAGUACCUGAUUACGAUUUUAUUGCAGGUUAUGAGUUCCGCGUCGUCAUCUUUCACGCCUUCUGAUACUAUUUACUUGGACAUGUUUGUUGCGCGCAAUCUUCCCAAAUACCCGCAGUACAUCUUACUUUCCGGAACCACGCUACAUAACGUUCUUGAGAGGUUGUGCCAUUACCCGAACCCUGAAAUGGGCGAGGACUGUGAACUCAGUGUUGAGUAUUUGCUGUCUUUUUACCAUCCGCCUGAUAUUCAGAGUUUGAUUCCGCUGUUCCGGGAAGCGCGUUUCUUCCGUGUUCUUAAAGCCACAUAUCGUGCUGAGAAGCAGUUCCCGCAGUUGAUACUUACGUAUCUGGAGGAUCCAAACGAGCAGGAGGCGGUCUUUACUUGUCUACAGGACUGUCUCCGUCCUGGUUCGUGUCUGGGAAAGAAGCAGAGACGGGAUGUUGUCGAUGUGGUCCAGGACAUUGCACGGGGUUUGGCCGCGAUCAACGUGACCAAGGCGGCGCAGACCAUGCAGGAGCUUGCGCCAGAGACGCAUAACAAAUUUCUUCAGGUCCUGGAGGAGGAUAGCUACCGGCAGUAUCAGUACCUGGUGGUUAUUAUUGAACCGCAGACGGUGCGAGGUGGUGAGAGCAGACGUUCCGAUGUCGUCGAACCCUGGAUGGUGGAGCGGUACGUGCAAUUGCUCUGCAAGUACAACCCGACGCAUGUUGCAGACUUCGUAGAUGAAUUGCAAAUCGGCGACGUGCGACUCGAAGAACUCCUCCCGUCUAUGGAGGAUAGCGGCGUCGUGGAUGCAGCAGUCAUUUUACUGACUAGGCAAGGACAAGUCCGCGGUGCAAUGGAUCGUCUUCUUGCGCACUUGGAAACUCUACAGUCUGGACUUGUGGGCAUCCUGCGGAGUAUUCGGGAGAGUCCGGACUCUGCGAGCACGGCCGAGGCGAUCAAUGACCUGGUCGAGUCGUUGAACAAGUAUGCCCGUGUAGGCACCUGGCUGUGUCAGGGACAGACCAAAACGGCCAGGCAGUUGGGCGGAGGCCCAAUAAACGGUACACGGAGCAUGGCUGGGCUAGACCAGCCUUUAUUAUUCGACGAGGGUCUCUGGCUUGACUUGAUCGAGGCCGUGGUUCGGAUCGCAAGCAACGUGUUCACCCUGCUUACACAAGAAGACCUAGCCGACACCAAAGCGCAACAAGCCCCAACACCCUCGCAAUACGGAAGCAAUGCCGCACAACUCAUCUCCUCAUUCCGCACCCUCGUCCAACAAAUCUUCACCGCACUCCUCUCCAGCACCGUCAAAGGCGGCUCCUCUUCGUCCCUCUCCCCUGCAUCAAUUUCACCAUCAACACCAACAACACCAACAACACCCACGACUCCUAAAACCCCCAGUGUUAUUACUCCCCCCGGCAGCCAACGAAACGACAUCUCCUUCCUCCGCAUCCUGCGCUCCUUCCUCACCCGCGCCGCAACCUGGUCCCCCUCCCUCCUCGAACUCCGCGCCGUCCUCUCCUCCAUCUUCUCCGCCUACACGUACGAGAAAUCCCUAUUGUCAUUGGCAAACGGUAUGCUUGACCGCGACCUCUUCGUGCACGUCGACGAAGUCACCCGCCUCCGACAACGCGGCUGGCGGCCCCGCGGACAAACAUGCGAGAUCUGCCGCGAGAAGAUCUGGGGUCCCGGCGUGGGAAUGAAGUACUGGAGAAGCUGGGAAGAGCGACAGGGCGAACAAUCACAGCUUAGAAUGAGCAAGAUGAUCUCCGUGCAAAACGACCCCGCCAUCGAGCGAGGCAAGGGCAAAGCCGCUGCGCAUCACCGCGCCAUUUCUCAAAGCGCCGCCGCGAUCACAGCAGCAGCAAACCAGUCCUCAAAUGAUCAAAAAACAGUCGUCAACGACGAGGAAGAAACCCCCACACCACCGAACCCCGACACCGAACCGGCCAGCCCCGCUGUUAUAUUCUCCUGUCGCCAUUUAUACCAUCGUGAAUGUCUCGUUGCGAUUGGUGGUCCGUCGCGGAGUGUUGCGAGUCGUGCGGAUCAGCCGGUGCAUUUUUAUAACCCUGAUGGGUCGGGGUGGGUGCCUGUUUGUCCUGUUUGUACAUAGGUGUGGAUUGCUUGAUAGCUGUAUGUGACUUUUUAUGUUAUUUAUUGCGAUAUGUAUACCAGGGUAGGAAUAUGAAUGGAUUUAUGACCAUGGA
Molecule: messenger RNA, 5231 nt
Organism: Aspergillus glaucus CBS 516.65
Lineage: Eukaryota; Fungi; Ascomycota; Eurotiomycetes; Eurotiales; Aspergillaceae
Product: CORVET complex membrane-binding subunit VPS8
Exons: 2
Coding region: 272-5137 (1621 amino acids)
Biological process (GO): endosomal vesicle fusion; protein targeting to vacuole
Cellular component (GO): HOPS complex; late endosome
Molecular function (GO): protein binding
Source: RefSeq, a predicted model, not a curated record